Molecule: messenger RNA, 924 nt
Organism: Microsporum canis CBS 113480
Lineage: Eukaryota; Fungi; Ascomycota; Eurotiomycetes; Onygenales; Arthrodermataceae
Product: C4-methylsterol oxidase
Exons: 4
Coding region: 1-924 (307 amino acids)
Biological process (GO): ergosterol biosynthetic process
Molecular function (GO): C-4 methylsterol oxidase activity; iron ion binding
Source: RefSeq, a predicted model, not a curated record
AUGUCUGUGUCUCCCCCCCCGGGUGCGUGGCAGAGAGAUUGUGGGUCGCAUGGUAUGCGUGGAUGCGGAAUGAUGUCCUGGCCACCGGCAUCAUGUCCUUUCGCCGUCCACGAGUUGUUCUACUUCGGCCGCUCUCUUCCGUGGGCCUUCAUCGAUAGCUUGGGUUUCUUCAAGAGAUACAAGAUUCAAAGUCCGAAAUCAACCCAAUUCCAGCCCGCCAUCGAAACUAACAUUCUGCUUCAGAGCAAAGUACCUUCAUUACGCGAGCAAUGGGAUUGCGCCAAGUUUGUGCUUCUGAGCCACUUCACCGUCGAACUUCCUCAAAUCUGGUAUGUUCCUGCCCUCGACGGAGUGGUAUUCUACCUGACGCUUUUCCACCCAAUGGCCCAGUUCUGCGGUCUAUCAACAUCGAUUCCUUUUCCGUCUCCCUGGACUAUGACAUAUCAGAUUGCAAUAUUUUUCGUGAUGGAGGACACUUGGCACUAUUUUUUCCACCGAGCUCUUCAUUGGGGUCCACUCUAUAAGGCUAUUCACAAAAUUCACCAUCAGUAUUCUGCACCAUUUGGCUUGGCCGCCGAAUAUGCUUCUCCUAUUGAAGUGAUGAUUCUCGGCUUCGGGACCGUUAGCUGCCCGAUCCUCUGGUGUGCUUUUACCGGUAACCUGCAUAUUCUCACUAUGUAUAUCUGGAUUGUAUUGCGCUUGUUCCAGGCUAUCGAUGCCCAUAGUGGCUACGAAUUUCCUUGCAGUCUUCACCAUUUCUUGCCUUUCUGGGCUGGUGCUGAUCAUCACGACCUCCACCAUGAGAAAUUCAUUGGGAACUACUCAAGCAGCUUCCGCUGGUGGGACUACCUCCUUGACACCGAAUACACUCCGGAUGCCCUGAAGCGCCGAAGAGGGGAAAAGGUAAAGGCAAAGAAGAUAUAA